AUGCCUUUGGUUACUGUCGUAACUGUAUCGUCGGAGAAGACGUCCAUGCCAAUUUGUUAUGGCCUUCUUAAUAACGAACAAGUUGCUACUUAUGAGUGGUUCCUCCAACAGCUGUCGAGAUUCCAACAAGCAGGCAACAUCGCGCCGCCAAAAGUUAUUAUCACGGAUAAGGACGACCAGCUGCGUGCUGCAGCACGGCAAAUAUUUCCUAAUGCGCAACUUCAGCUAUGUGUCUUCCAUAUCAACAGCAAUGUGGUCUUAUCUAUUAAGAAGUGGUGGAAGAAAACCGAUGGCUCUGAGACAGAUAGCGAUAGUGACAAUGCAGAUACUGCUGACAUUCAAGAGAUGGAACGUGGGAAUGUCAACGUUAAAGAUAUGAAGGAUUCCAAACUUGGCCCUGUUCCCAAACGAGAGAUCGGAGGAGAGUUCAAUCAAGCAUGGCGGCAACUUCAAGAGACCUUUGAACACCAGGAGCGCAUUCUGAGUUAUCUCAAGAGCACAUAUUUACCUUUGAAGAAAGAAUGGGCAUGCUGCUAUACUCGCCAUUAUCGGAACUUCGGUUUGUUUACGACAGCACCGGCCGAGUCAAACCAUCAUUCUCUGAAGACCUACAACCUAUCCCUUCGGUCCGACCUCCCUGAUGUCGAAGAGGCCACAGCUAGUCAGACAGUGGAUAAACGUCUGCUAUAUAAAGACAAAAUACAACAAGCAAACACCACCAUUCGGAACCAGUUCUCAGGAAGAGAGUGGCUUGGCCAGCUGCCUUUAAGUGUCACUCGUUGGGCACUAGACCAACUCAACGAGAUCCACAGGCCUAUGGAAUCAGGCCAGAUCUCCAAGAAGCCUUUACUAGCGUGUACAGGCUCUACUAAGGCUCAAUACGGCUUGCCUUGUGCUCACAUGCUCCUCAGGUUAGCUGAUCAAGAUAAGCCACUGAAGAGGGAAGACUUGGAUCCAUUUUGGCACAUCAAACGAUCUCGAGAAAUUGACGAUCCUCUUCUUCAGGUACAGCGUCCUCCGAUGGGAAUACCCAAGGGACGACCACAAAAUGGCGAACCAUUUGGCAACGAACGUGCGAUUCCCGAUCAUCAACUUGCGCCUCAAGGGUCAACACGAAGUGGCGUUAAGAGGUCAGCACGUCGGAACUACUCUCAAUUCGAGCUAGGGUCAACUCUUGACGAGGAAGACGCAGCCGACCUACCAGACCAACAACAGCCUCGGCGAAAACGGAGUAAAGUUUCUGCUAGAGUCACAACUCGAGUUACUCGUCAACAGGCAAAGGGACACAGGGGCGGGUCCCCAAUAAUCCAGCUAAACAGCAUCAUUCUCCAGAUGUAG
Pochonia chlamydosporia 170 is the source of this 1338-nucleotide messenger RNA. RefSeq names its product MULE transposase domain-containing protein. The record is from RefSeq and is a predicted model, not a curated record. The coding region runs from base 1 to 1338 and encodes 445 amino acids. Gene Ontology annotation, biological process: regulation of DNA-templated transcription. The transcript is spliced from 2 exons. NCBI's taxonomy places the organism in Eukaryota, Fungi, Ascomycota, Sordariomycetes, Hypocreales, Clavicipitaceae.